AUGCGCGAGAAGGGAUUUGAUCAGCUUCCAGUCCUGGCGCCUUCUGGCAGGAGGCUCGUGGGCCUCGUCACGCUGGGUAAUGUCCUCAGCCGGCUGACUCAUGGGCGUGUUACUGGGAAGAGCCCAGUCUCCGAGGUCAUGUUUGACUUCUCCAAGAUCCCCGAAGUCGUAACGGACCCCCGUGACAUGGGGAUCACCAGUGCCCAGCCUCUCGACCCGUCUCAGACAAGAGAUACCCUGCGGGCCCCGGCCAAGGGUCGCCGCUUCAUCGAGAUCACCAUGGACACUCCUCUCAGCGUGUUGAACCGCUUCUUUGAGUGGAACAGCGCCGCAGUUGUGACUGAGAAAGAUGAGGCUGGAGUGAUAAAGCCGGUGGCAAUUGCCACCAAGGUCGAUCUGCUUACUUGGAUGCUGCAUCACGGCAAGAAGAGCUCGUAA
Penicillium alfredii is the source of this 438-nucleotide messenger RNA. Its product is annotated as cystathionine beta-synthase. NCBI's taxonomy places the organism in Eukaryota, Fungi, Ascomycota, Eurotiomycetes, Eurotiales, Aspergillaceae. The coding region runs from base 1 to 438 and encodes 145 amino acids. The record is from RefSeq and is a predicted model, not a curated record. The transcript has a single exon.